Molecule: messenger RNA, 1782 nt
Organism: Brachypodium distachyon (stiff brome)
Lineage: Eukaryota; Viridiplantae; Streptophyta; Magnoliopsida; Poales; Poaceae
Product: choline/ethanolaminephosphotransferase 1
Exons: 18
Coding region: 195-1370 (391 amino acids)
Biological process (GO): phospholipid biosynthetic process
Cellular component (GO): membrane
Molecular function (GO): phosphotransferase activity, for other substituted phosphate groups
Source: RefSeq, a predicted model, not a curated record
AAAAAGAACUCUACCACGCCGCCACCGGCGUCCCUUCUCUCGGCCUCGCGAUCCAGCCCACGCCAGUCGUUCCAUCACUCCCCCGCUGGUUCCCAACAACGUCGCGAUCCAGACCCAUCCAGAAGCUUCUCGAACCCACCUACCCCCGCCGGCAACGACCUACCGACCGACCGCCGCGCCGGCGCCGAGCGGAGAUGGGGUACAUCGGGGCGCACGGCGUGGAGACGCUGAAGCGGUACAGGUACAGCGGGCAGGACCACUCCGUGGUGGCCAAGUACGUGCUCCAGCCCUUCUGGAGCCGCUGCGUCACCCUCUUCCCGCUCUGGAUGCCGCCAAAUAUGAUCACACUCACAGGAUUUGUGUUUCUAGUUACAUCGGCUCUGCUUAGCUAUAUAUAUUCACCCCGCCUCAACACAGCUCCACCUCGGUGGGUCCAUCUUGCCCAUGGAUUACUUCUCUUCUUAUACCAGACUUUUGAUGCUGUUGAUGGUAAACAAGCAAGGCGCACCAGCUCGUCAAGUCCUCUAGGAGAACUUUUUGACCAUGGAUGUGAUGCCCUUGCCUGUGCAUUUGAAGCCUUGGCCCUUGGAAGCACAUUGAUGUGUGGAAGAUUGACGUUCUGUUACUGGGUAGUUGCUGCUGUCCCAUUCUAUCUCGCAACAUGGGAACACUACUUUACAAAUACGCUCAUUCUUCCUGUCAUAAAUGGACCGACAGAAGGCCUGAUGCUGAUCUAUGUCUCACACUUUUUCACCUUUCUUACUGGUGCUGAAUGGUGGGCACAAGAUUUUCGGAAAUCAUUACCCCUUGUUAAUUUGGUUCCACUUCCAUUUAUUCCAGAAAUCCCCCUGUACGUUAUCGUGCUGAUUCUUAUGAUCCUGUUUGCUGUGAUCCCGACAGUUGGAUCCAAUGUUGGUAAUGUCCAAAAAGUAGUUGAUGCGCGAAAAGGAAGCAUGGAAUUAGCAUUAGCGAUGCUCCUUCCAUUUAUUGCGCUGUUAGCUGGAGUUGCUGUCUGGUGUUAUCUUUCUCCUUCAGAUAUCAUGAGGAACCAGCCACAUCUGCUUGUGAUUGGAACUGGUUUUGCUUUUGGAUAUUUGGUUGGAAGGAUGAUACUUGCUCAUUUAUGUGACGAGCCAAAAGGUCUAAAAACUGGAAUGUGCAUAUCUCUGGUGUUUCUUCCAUUUGCUAUAGCUAAUGCUCUCACUGCAAAGAUUAAUGAUGGGACUCCUUUAGCUGAUGAGCUUCUGGUUCUUCUUCUGUAUUGUGCCUACACAGUGGGCCUUUACAUGUAUCUCGCUGUUUCGGUUUGUCAUGAAAUCAAAGAUGCUCUUGGGAUCUAUUGUUUCAGGAUAACUAGAAAAGAGGCUUGAAUUCGUAUGUAGCAUGGGAUGCAUUCAGCCACCUUAUUGCUUUCAAGGUGGGAAUCCUAGAUAUUGUCUGCCAAUCACAAGGAUAGCCUUACAACUCAUUGGCAAUGCCGUGCAUGUGGGAAUCUGAUCUCCAGAACACCUGACCACUAUAGUCAGCAGUCAUUCCACUUGUUUGAUACAGAUAGAUAUUUUGAGUACUGUAACGCAGAGUUAUCUUAAGUAGCGUAUGUGCGUGUUAUGUGGUCGGUGUAAUAUGUACAUUACUUUAUGGUUUGGUAGAAUGUAUUGAGAGCAAUAGCAGAUAGAAUGAACCGCUGUAAGAUAUGUUGAAGUCACACUUUCCGUGAACUUUAGACCAGCCUUUAUAUGAAGGUACAAUGUAGCCAGUUUAUGCAAACUAGGGUUUCUUUUA